Messenger RNA from Striga hermonthica, 954 nucleotides. The record is from the annotation of a GenBank genome assembly. NCBI's taxonomy places the organism in Eukaryota, Viridiplantae, Streptophyta, Magnoliopsida, Lamiales, Orobanchaceae.
AUGGCUGUGAACAAAGCGUAUUACGAGGUAUUAGGAGUCGAAGUGGAUGCUUCUCGUGCAGAGAUCAACAAGGCUUAUUACCAAAAGGCAAAAGAGGUUCAUCCUGAUAAAAAUCAUGGAGAUCCAGAAGCUGCUGCUCGAGAUUUUUGUUUACUAGGUGAGGCUUAUCAGAUACUAAGCGACCCCGAAAAGCGAGAAGCGUAUAACAAAUAUGGAAAAGGGGAUUCAACAAAGAACUCUGUCAUUGAUCCAGCUGUUCUAUUUGGAAUGAUGGUAGAAAACGAAACUUUCGAGAAUUAUGUCGGGCAGCUUUCUUUGCUUUCACCUCCUUCUGAGUUCGAUCCGAAUUUACCCCCAGAAGUUCAAAAACCGAAACUCGAGAAGAUAAUGAAGGCAAUGCAAGAGGAAAGAGAAGCGAAACUUAUCAAUAUUCUGAAAAAUAAUCUCGAACCAUAUGUCAAAGGGCAAAAGGAUGAUUUUUUGGAAUUGGCGAAUUCGGAAGCUCAUCGUCUUUCCCAAGCUGCUUUUGGCCAGGCCAUGUUACAAACAAUCGGGUACAUCUACUCGAGGCAAGCCGCAAGAGAAAUUGGAAGGAGAAAGUGCUAUAUGAAGGUUCCUUAUGCUGCAGAAUGGGUUCGGGAUAGAAAACACUUUAGAAAGACGAAAAAAAGAGCAACUAAAGCUGCUAUUGACUGCAUCCGGUUGCGAGAGGAGUGGAAGAAGUGCAAUGAGGAAAAGAAUAAAGAUGAGAACACAAUGAAAGCAGCCGAAAAAAUAAAAGAUCGGUUCUUUUAUUCUUUCUGGAAAAUGAAUUUGGUAGAUAUUGAGAUGACCUUAUCUCAUGUUUGUCAAGCUGUUUUGAAAGAUUCCAGUGCUUCGAAAGACAUUCUCUAUUUGCGGGCCCGCGGUUUGAAAAAGCUCGGCACAAUUUUCCUCGGUGCAAAGGAAAGAUAA